Messenger RNA from Periconia digitata, 1522 nucleotides. NCBI's taxonomy places the organism in Eukaryota, Fungi, Ascomycota, Dothideomycetes, Pleosporales, Periconiaceae. The record is from the annotation of a GenBank genome assembly.
UGGUGGAGAAGAUGGAAAUAUAAAGCAAAGCAAUAUGCGCACUAUUGCAACUCAUCAUCUCCUAUUCUUCUUCGUCCCUGCUUGGGCCUUUCAAGCUUCAGUUUCAUUCCCCUUUAUUUUUACCUGUUAUUCACUAUCACUGUCAAUCGCUAUGGCAAUGUAUCAGUUGUUCGUUUCUAUGCUGGCUGUAUCCAAUGUCUUCGCCGGCCCUAUUCUUUCACCCGAGCUUGAGAAAGGCAUUGCUCAUUUCAAGGCCAGAGCAUUACCACUGGACGACCCCAACAAUUACGAUGAGAUCUGUGGGCAUGAAUUGGACGAUAGCAAGCCCCUGGUUGCCGCAGAUAUCUGGCGCCAGACAGGCGCCUCCGUUUAUCUCGAUAUCAUUACCCAAGGCGAUAAACACAAAGAUUGGGUUCGAACUCUGGACAAGAACGCGUGGGAUAAGAAGCAGUCAGAUUCCUGGGAUUGCGCUAGUAUGAGAGGCGUGUGUGGGCAUGCUGCUGAUUGCAAGUUGUUUUUCGAUAACGAAAGAGCCAACAACUAUUGGAUCUUCUCCGCUGUAGCAAAGGCUCACAGUGUUUUUGAAUAUUUGGACAAACAGCUCUCGGACAAUGUUCUACUUAACUCCCUCAUGCUCGGCGAUCUUAUCAAAGACUUUGGCGCUGAAAAUCCCAAAGUCAAUCCUCACGGAGCUGCGUCUGGGGCUUUUGGCGCGGCGUCUGGUGCUUUGGGUGCGGUUGCAGCUAAUCUAGGGGAAGGGGCUGCCAAAAGUUUUGCGGGUCCGUUCGGAGGAGCCGUUGGUGUCAUCAGCGGUGCAUUUGGAGUAGGAGCUGCUACAUGGUCACCGGAGGACGCUGAAACCGGGCUGGAGACUACGCUAGGCCAAUACUACAACCACAGUAAGCUAGCACUUGAGCAAACCAUGCGGAACCUGUUCGGAGAAGGCAAUCCAGAGGAUCUACCUCAAGCGGGACAAACAGGAGAAUCAAGCGUGCUCAAGUCACCCAUUGGACGGUUUUUUAACGACGGGAAAUUCCUCAUUGAUAGUGUUGAUGACGUAUGGGGUAAGUAUAUCGAUGUGGGUAACAGCAUGCUGCGCAAAGCACUCGGCCUUCGUAUACUCAGCAGUCAGGGCUAUCUCAUCUGGAUCAACCCUUUGACCGGGGAUAAGCAAUGUUCCGAUGGCUACCCAGCCAGCAAGUGGAUAGACGGCGCCUGUUGGAGAGUUAUCAGAGUUAAAGAAGGCCGUUCGCCUGGCUCUCACACGGCCGACUACGGCUGGGAAGGGCUCCCCAAGAAUAUCUGGGACACCAUGACUGGAAAAUAUGAAAUGGACAUGCACUGGAUAAUGAAGAACUCGAUGGAAUGCAAGAGGAGCCGUGGGAAUGGCGAGAGAGAGGUCAAUACCAAGGACAUACCCUACACCGAGAUAUGGGCCGAAUGUCUCUUCAACAUGGACGUGGUCAAGGCCAAAGAAUUCGACCCUAUCGGAGGAUGGUUCAAGAACUUUGGGCCGCUUUGA